ACAGUGGCUAUCAAGAAAAGGUCCAGAGUUCCUGGGGUUAUGAUCACUCAGUAUGUUGAGGUACUGCCUGCAGGAAAGUCAACACCUGACUUCACCCGGAAGCCUAUGGCUGUAACUGUUCAAGAGGGUAAAAAAGCGAUGUUCAAAGCUAUGGUUAGUGGAGAGCCGGCACCAACUGUAACAUGGGGGCGUAAAAAGGGCAACAUUGAUGACCCAGAAAAGUUCAAAACCAGAUAUGAUCAAAGAGCUCAAGAGCACAUUCUUGAGAUACUCACUGUAAAACCUGAUCAAGCAGACACCUACAAAUGCUUUGUCACCAAUGAGUAUGGACAGGCUAUCUGCACUGCACCUCUUAGUGUUAUUGAAGUUGGCAUCAAGAAGAAAGGCAAAGCAGAUGGACAAACACCACAAGAUUUCAGAUCGAUGCUUAAGAAAACUGUUGUUGUCACCAGAAAAAAACAACUCCCACCAAAAAAAGAGGGAGAAAUUGAUCCUAAGCUCUGGGAACUGCUUCUCAGUGCACCAAAGAAGGACUAUGAAAAAAUCUGUUUGGACUUUGGCGUUACUGACUUUCGCUGGAUGCUGAAGAGACUCAACCAGAUGAAAAAGGAAAGGAAAGAUGAGCAAGCAAAGGUUGUGGAGACACUGGAAAAUGUGAAACAAAUAGAAGUAAAACCCAAUGGAAAAGCCGAAUUUAGCCUCGACAUGAAACUAUGGGAUCCCAACAGUACAAUUAACUUAUACAAGGAUGGAACAUUGGUUCCAUAUGGUGAUGAUGAAAAUUCAAAACACAGCCUUAAGAAAACAGGGACAAAGUAUGUUUUCAGCAUCAAAAGUCCUCAGCCAGAAGAUUCUGGAUUUUACCAGGUUGAUGUUGAAGAGGCCAAUGUCCUUGCAACUGACUUUCAAGUGCCUGCUGUGGACUUCAUAGCAAAGAUUAAAGACGUGAAGGCCUUUGAAAGUGAGGACGCCAUCUUUCAAUGUCUCUUGUCAACACCCCUCAACAGAAUUACCUGGUCAAAACAGGACUCGUCACUUGAACAUGGUGGGAAAUAUGAGAUCACUGUCUCAGAGGACAAACUUAUUCACACGUUGAGAGUUAAAGAUUGUAAAAUGGCAGAUAAUGGAGCAUAUUAUGCUAUUGCUGGGAUAACUUCCAGCAGUGCCUCACUCACAGUGGAAGAUCGAGGCGUUCAGUUUGUCAGUGGGCUGUCCGAUACUGUUGCUAAUAUUGGUGAACGGGCAGAGCUAACUUGCAAACUAACAAGUGAGACCUCUGAGGGACGUUGGUAUAAAGAUGGGAAGCUGAUAACCAAUGAGGAUGGGGUAAUAAUUAUCAAAGAUGGAGCCUGUCACACGUUGAUAAUUGAUUGCUGUAAAAAAGAUGAUGGAGCUGUGUACCGCUUUGAAGCUGAAGGCCGUAAAUCAGAAGCAACACUUAAUAUUCAAGACCCACCAAAAAUCGACGCUGAGGCUCUAGGAAAUUUCACAAAGCCAGUCAUUAUAAAGGCAGGUGAAAAUGCAGAAUGGAAGCUGCCAUUCUCAGGUGGGGGACCAAUGAAUAUACAAUGGUACAAGGAUGGCGACGAGCUUUUGCCUGCUCUCAAUGUGAAGAUUGAAAUAUCAGCUACUGAGAGCAGACUACACCUUGCUAAGUGCCAAAGGAAAGAUGGUGGAGAGAUCAAAAUAAAAAUAAAAAAUGCAUUUGGUACAACAGAAGCAAUUUCCAAACUUAUAGUACUGGGUUAUCCUGGACCCCCGACAGCACCUAAAGUGAUCAGUGCCUUUAAAGACUGCAUCAAUCUGACAUGGUGUCCUCCAUGUGACACUGGAGGGACCAAAAUAGUGGGAUACAAUUUGGAAAAGAACAAGAAAGGCACUAAUUACUGGAGCCUCGUAAACCAAGGAGGGCCCAUUACAGGCACAAAGUAUGCAGUGAAAGAUGUUUUUGAAGGGGCAGCAUAUGAAUUUAGGGUGUCUGCUAUCAACCUAUCCGGUGCUGGAGAUCCUAGUAUUCCAUGUGACACAGUAAUUGCAAGAGAUCCAAUGAAACCCCCAGGCAAAGUCACAGACCUGAAAUUAACAUCCUCCAAUUACACGACAUUUUCACUGGCUUGGACUAAACCUAAGGAAAUCAAAGGAGUAGAGGAGGAAGCCCAAGGGUACUACGUGGAGAUCAGACCAAUAGAGAGCCUUGAAUGGACCCGCUGUAAUGCCAUCCCAAUUACUCUAACUUCCUACACCGUGCUUGGCCUCAAGGCAAUGGCCACAUACUGGGUGAGAGUAAUUGCCACCAAUUAUGGAGGUGAUGGAGAACCUCAGGGCUUUGACAAUUACAUCAUUGCCAUGCCUCCUCCUGUAAGGCCAAAGUUUAAAGAUCGCAACAUGAAGAACUUUGUGGUGGUAAAAUCUGGGAACACAGUCCGUCUGAACGUCAACUUUGAGGCAUCCCCCCUGCCAGAUAUUUCUUGGCUAAAAGAUGGUAUUCCGGUGCCCAAACACGUAACAAUUACCAACUCUGAUAAAGGCUCUCAACUGUUAAUCCCAACAUCCGAGCGGCCUGACAGUGGCAUCUACACCAUCACUGUCAAGAACAUGGUUGGCCAGGAGAGCUUUAAUAUUGAAAUUAGAGUUACAGAUGAUCCAAGGGCUCCAGGUCCAGUGGAGCUGGAUCAGAACAUCCCAGGAACAGUGACUCUGUCCUGGACUCCCUCUCCAGAUGAGAGAAGGGAUGACAGACUGCACUACAUGGUAUCCAAGCGGGACUCCUUCAAACGCACUUGGAGGACAGUGGCAGACAAUCUCUUCAACAAUAAGUUCACAGUUGUCAACAUUCUGCCUGGACGAGAGUAUUACUUCAGGGUAUUUGCUAAAAAUGACAUGGGUCUUUCACCGCCUUCUGAAUCCCCUGUGUUUAAAACCAAAAAGGAAAAAGGAAAAUUCAAAGUCAACACGCCAGUGACAAAACCCUUAGAUUUCCAGUCACCUCCAGCAUUUAUUGUUCCCCUGAAGAGGCGUACUGCUCCACAGGGUUACGAGUGCUACAUGAGCUGUGCAGUUAAGGGUGAUCCAGCUCCACGCGUGACCUGGUACUGCAACAAUAUCAGCCUGAACACAAACACCAACUACCAUAUCACCAAUGUAUGUGGAGUCUGCUCCAUGCUCAUACUGAGGGUAGGGCCCAAAGACAACGGGGAAUACAAAGUCAUUAUUGAGAACAAACUGGGGAGAGCGGAGUCCUCAAUGACACUCAGUGUCAGAGGUAUUAACACACAAGAAUUGGACAUUUUUCCAUAA
Molecule: messenger RNA, 3297 nt
Organism: Micropterus salmoides (largemouth bass)
Lineage: Eukaryota; Metazoa; Chordata; Actinopteri; Centrarchiformes; Centrarchidae
Product: immunoglobulin-like and fibronectin type III domain-containing protein 1
Exons: 19
Coding region: 40-3297 (1085 amino acids)
Molecular function (GO): protein binding
Source: RefSeq, a predicted model, not a curated record